Molecule: messenger RNA, 3637 nt
Organism: Mycetomoellerius zeteki
Lineage: Eukaryota; Metazoa; Arthropoda; Insecta; Hymenoptera; Formicidae
Gene: Ork1
Product: open rectifier K[+] channel 1
Exons: 7
Coding region: 226-3546 (1106 amino acids)
Biological process (GO): potassium ion transmembrane transport; stabilization of membrane potential
Cellular component (GO): plasma membrane
Molecular function (GO): outward rectifier potassium channel activity; potassium ion leak channel activity
Source: RefSeq, a predicted model, not a curated record
UUAGUGCGCUUGUGGCGAGCGAGCCAAAAAGCUCACUCCAUCGACCGUUCAGCCUUCAUCACCGGGAAAUCAUGUCAAGAAUGCGUAGCCGCGGCGUGUUCGCCGCUUCAACGGAAACCUCCUAAUUAUCUGACACGAGAAUCGUCAUCCCUUGAAAAUUAUUCCUCUCGUUCUGCUCCACAUCAUAUCCGCCAGACUCCAGCAUUUCGCCGAUAGUAUCCGAGAAUGUCCAAGAAGCAAUGGCUCGCCCUGCUGUUGUUGUUCCUCACGUACCUGACGCUGGGCGCUACCAUCUUCUACUUCAUCGAGAGCGACUAUGAGAACAGCAAGAUCGAAGAGGAUACAAGAAAACGCGUGAUGAUCUUCAACUUACUUCACGAUCACUAUGUAUCCGGUUUCGACCACAAUGAGACUGAAAUUCUGCAAAAGCUCACCGAUUAUUGCGGCAAGUCCGUCUCCAAUUACAGCGAGGGUGAAGUCAUCCCCCGACGAUGGGAUUACUACAAUAGCUUUUAUUUCGCUUACACGGUGGUCAGCACUAUCGGGUAUGGCAAUUUGGCACCCACGAACACUCUCAGUCGCAUCUUAAUGAUCUUCUACGGCCUCAUUGGUAUCCCAAUGAAUGGAAUCCUAUUGACGCAGUUGGGAGAAUUUUUCAGCCACGUAUUCAUCAAGGCCUAUCAGAAAUAUAAGUCCUAUAAGCAACGUCAAUCAAGCAUUGAUCAUCCCUGCAAAAAGUCGAUACCGCCCGAAACGCGUAAGAUAAUGAGACUGGCCGCUCAGAUCUUUCUAUACUUGACGCCCGGCUUCAUCGUAUUCAUCUUUUUCCCGGCAAUUCUGUUCUCUUUUUACGAGAGAUGGACUUAUGAUGAAUCAGUCUAUUACGCUUUCGUCACUCUCACAACCAUCGGUUUCGGCGAUUUGGUGGCCGGCCAGGACAAUACGAAGGGGAGCGGUCCAUUCUUCACCUUGUACAAAAUAUUCCUAAUUUGCUGGAUCUCCUUCGGGCUGGGCUACAUCGUCAUGAUAAUGACAUUCAUCGCUCGUGGUAUGCGCAGCAAGAAAAUUACAAGGCUCGAGCACAAACUGGCGAUGAAUCUCAAGCUUACACAGAGCAAGAUUUGGAACGAGUUUAAUAAAGAGGUCAACUACCUGCGCCGCGUUUUCAACGAAUUACAGCUCUCUAAGGUCAAAAGAGUAUAUGUGGAUGAGUACGAGUCCGAAGAACCUCCGGCGAAAUUCCCACGCAGCAACAGUUUUCCGAAUCUCCGAGACUUAACAAUUGGUGGAUAUGUGGACAUACCUCACAUACCGCAUCCACGACGACGAGCUAACAGCGAAGUGGUGCCAGUGGACGAACUGACUCGUGUGGUGUCCGAGACAGAUCUUCAAAGGAUAGAUAAGAACGCGACAUUCGCCGCGCACGCCAUAGUGCAGCCGGCUGAGCUCUUGGCGCGCUUGGUGAACGUCCUCGGUUACAUACCUCCAGGAGAUGACUUCGAGUGGGACCAAACUGAGGAACAAACCGACGCGCAAAACGAGACGCAACACAGUAAAUCGGUCGAUCAAGGCCCAGCCAACAAUGUCUCUCGCUGGACAAUCGGCGGUGAAAAGUUUCCAUUCUCGAAGCCUCGAUCCAGGGCAGCCAGCGAAAUACGACUACAUACUACGAAGGACGAUUCCGUUCAACGUAAUACCGAAUGGACCUGGUCCGGAGUAGCCUCGACGAAGUUGCAAGAGAUGAUGAAGGAUAACGACACGACCAUAUCUUCCAAGGACAAUCCCAACAAGCCGUAUAAGAAAUUCGCGUCGCUCGCUUUGCCACUUACCGCGUCCAAGAACCUCUUUCCCAGGUGGAAAAAACAUUCCGCGAAUAAGAGGUCGUCGGACGUUAGUUUUAAUACGAGAAAUACAGAGAAAACCGUUGAAAUAACGGAUGAGAACGAAAAGAGCAAUCAGCAAAAUAAUUCGAUUGGUCCACUACCCUCGUAUUUAGACGAAAGGCACGAUUCGAUCUCGAGGAGGCCGCAUUACUAUACACAUACCGGUGGCAACCUGCCGAAUUAUCUGGAAAACAACAAUAUACUGGAAGAGACGAGCCUGGCAGAAUUUCUUAGAGCAUUAACCGCAUUUCACGCACGGGUAGGAACGAUUCCCGAUGAUUAUGUUACCAAACCCAAGAGAAAAUUAGGAACGGCCAGCUUGAACCCGCCAAAAUUACCUAGUCUUUUCACACUCUUCUCAAAUGCACCUGGUUCUGUUUCGGCAAAUCAGAGCAAUCAGAACACCGUCACGGGAGCGCAAUCGAUCAGGAGAAUGUCUCUCAAAUUGUCUACUGAUAAUUCUGGCUCUAGUACGCCUACAUCCUACGUCAGAAAAGGAAGUGUUCCUGUAAAACCUAGGAGAUUCUCUUUGAGGCCAGUCGCGACUCCAGUGAGUCCUCCGACACCACCUGAUUUAGGGUCACCACGAUUAUCGCUACGACUCUCUCAAAGACUGGAUGGUCGACAUUUUCAAGAACCUAUUUCAUUAGAACCCUUCAUUUCCGUAUCGCCGAAAGAACCGCUCGUGAAUAUGGAGGGACCACCGGGAAUUUCGUUCCCGAUCCAACAGCCAUCCAAUAAUCAACGUUUCUCCAUAAGACCUGCUCAACUCAACAUGCAAUCGAGUCCGACGAGCACCACAUCUUCGCCGUUGCACACGCCUAAACCGCUGCCGAAAUGGAAAGCGGGUAUGCUUCAGCGACAGAUCACUCAGAUGAAUCUACGUCGUCGCGCCAGGGCGUACAGUCUCAGUGAUGUUCAUUCCAAUAAACGUGAAAAGACUGCUUCUCCUCUCAGUCCUCUCGCUAUAGAUAACACCAAGACCGUUGACGUUAGCAAACCGAGCAAUCCAAAAACGGUGACCAUCAUAUCGCCGGCGGAGGAAAUGAAUAUGAUUUCGAAAAACGAACUUCAGGAUUCCAUGGUAGUUCCUUCAAGUUCGAAAGACAAGCAAAUUGCACCAUGGAAGGAUCAGGAAAGCAUAAUUUCAUCGAUUAAUCCCUUCGUUUUCGAGAUUUCCAAUAAGCCACCCACAGAAUUAAAUGAAUCCAUGAUUUUAAGCAUGCAUAAGGAUGAAAUAUAUCCUCAAGGUGAUUCCGUACCAGUUUGUGAACCGAUUUACAAACCGUUAUCCUCCUCUACGUUCGAGCAAAAAUUAGUAAAAUUCAAUGACGAGCUGGAUAGAACGCUUCAAAGAGGAAUGCAAGAGACGAAUGUGGAUGCUAAAGAAGUUUCGCUUAAAAUGGAGCAGAAACGGGAUGAUACAUACGUAAUUGAUGUAACUGAUAAUUUAAAUGCUUCAACGAGUAGCGGAAAAUCUUCAGAAUCAAGAAAAGGGAAACCCAGCGUUUCGAUAGACUCAUACAAACCAUCGGUGCAAAUGAUGAUAGAAAAACCAACGAUUAAUCCAUUCGAGCAAUACAGAGCUAUGACAAAGGUUGGUCAAAAGGAAGAAGACACGGACUUAAAAGAAGUUAAAAUCGAGAAACCUGGUGAAAAGUAAGAAAGGGACAUAAAUUCAUACUAUGCUAAAGGUCCAACAAUUAAAGAAACUUAGUGUUUUAUCUAAUUUUAAAAGUAAAAAUCUGGAAUCA